This is a messenger RNA of Hydractinia symbiolongicarpus, 10123 nucleotides long. RefSeq lists its product as uncharacterized. The record is from RefSeq and is a predicted model, not a curated record. The coding region runs from base 7693 to 9312 and encodes 539 amino acids. NCBI's taxonomy places the organism in Eukaryota, Metazoa, Cnidaria, Hydrozoa, Anthoathecata, Hydractiniidae. The transcript has 8 exons.
ACUACGUUUUUUCUUAUUUGAUUUGUUUGAUCAUUUUCCAUGAUAGUGGCAUGAAAUUGAGGGAUAUGAUGUUGUGAAAAAUCAUUUGCAUGAUUUGGCGUGAGUAAAUUAUACUAAUUUUGGCCCGUAGAAAAAUCCAUAGGUAUUCGCCAGUUGCACUUAUACACCACAACACUAUUUCAUGCGUUCCUAGCAGAAUUGAAUUAUUCUGUAGUAGGUUCGAAUUGAAGCUACGCACAACCACUUUAAACUGAUAAAAUGCGGCUAUUAUUAUGAGAGUAGUCGCUAAUCUGUUGAAAAAUCCAUAAAGAGAGAUGUGGCCAUGGUAACGCAGCAAUAAAUUCUUGCAUGAUCAGCAUUAGGGCGUUCCUUUAACGCAUUAAAACUUCCUCAGUUGAAUCGUUAGAUUAAGAGGCAUAGGGCCUAAAAACUACUGUAAACUACAUGGUUUUGGUUCGACACAUAACCUCGAAAAACAAGAAACAUUGAGAAAAUGUUAGUAGUCAUUGAGAGCUAUCUAAAAUCUUCGCAAAAAAGAUUGAGUUUUGGAAAAUAUCCCAUGGCAAUGUCAACCAUUUCAUUUGCAACUAAUUUUUUUAACAGGGAAGCGUCUUAAGGUGGAAGGUACUUGUGAGGUGUUAUUGUAGUUUAUUUAAAGAAAGUGUAUAAUUUAAAUUGUUAUAUUUUUCAACUUUAAAUAUACAUAUCAGUCUGAAUGUCAAAAUAAUUAGACAUAGCAAUUUCAAUUUUUUUUAGCUAUCUAGAAUUGUAGACGAAAUUUAAUAAAACACCCCUAGAAUAAUGAUAUUUUGUCUAUUGUUUGAAACAAUAGGAGAAUAAGGAUAAUCACCAUCCUGGUUGGGAUUUUGAUAUUAGAUUAUAAAAAAGAUGUAGUGCAGACACUCUAUGGAAAAUAUCAAGCUGUUUAAAUAUCUUUUAUUAAACUUAAUAACUUCUAUUAUCAUUAACUACCUGCUUUUAUAUUCAGCAAUACAAGUUUUAUUUACUCAUUCAUGAAGAACGAAUACAGUACUAUAAACGAGCUCAACAAUAACUCUGUUGCUAAAGUAAUAUGGAUUUCGUUGAUAUGGAAUGACCCACUGUGCUUUUAUAUUUACUACAAGCUAUACUAUAGUACUUAUUUAGUAUUCGCACGCGUAUGAGUAUGCACCUAACUUUAAUUCGGAUAAAAAUGAGGACAUUUUGUACAGACCGGGAGAGACAGUUACACCUUCUUGGAUUGUAUAAACGUAAGAGAUAUCUAAAAGCGCCUCGCAUAGACAUCAUAAGAUUGAUAUGCCGAAAGAAACUAAAAGUUAAUCGCUGGCGUAAUACCGUAAUCAACACAAUAAAAACAGCAUUGUAUGGCGGAAUGUUGGAAAUCGAGGAAUGCGUGCGUGUAUUGAAUGAUAAGAUAAAGUCUGCUUAGACGAUAGCUCAAGUUAACCGUCAACAAACACAGCUGAAACCUAUAGCUUGCAACAAACUGUCCACCAAGACAGCUUAAAACAAACUGUCAAUAAAGACAGCUUAAAAACACAAACUGUCAACAAGGACAUUAGUUGUAUGAAGAAAACUAAGGACUAAAUAUAUCCCUUAUGUUGCUACACGCCGCACACCUCUAAAUUUCCCCAAACGGCAUACAGUGAAAAUUAUUAAACCUGAAAUGAUGACGAGGUGGAUUGAUCCCAGCCUCGAGUUGGGGCCUGAGUCAUACACAUCCUUCGGGAGAGUAGUGUGUGUCUUCCUAUCCAAAUGAAGGUAACGGCGAUAGGCGUCGCUUGACCACCUACCUAGAAUCUGUAUAGUGCUGUGGGGAAUACCAGCUGACGCAGCGGCUGAAACGCCACCGAUAUAGCAAGAUACAGCAAGAUAUUAACAAUUUGUUGAGCAGUGAAAAAGAACAUAUAUAUAUCAGGGUCAUUAUGCCCCUGUCCCUACAAAUAUCAGUUUUCCACACUUGGGCUAUAGAUGCAUUGUCGGUAUAGAAUAUUACUUGUUGGUUACGCCAUUCAGAACCCCAGGUCAUGACAGCUGCUACAAUGGCAAAAAGUUCCUGAACGUUUAUGUGAAAAUGACAAGGUAACUUCGGCCAGGGUGAAGAAAACCAGCAGUGCUUAUACACUGCUCUAAAACCUAAACCUGAGGCAUCUGUAUACAGACAUAAAGAGGCUGCUGUAACCGGCUCUUUUUGAAUGAGGCAUACCCCAUUCCAUUCAGAAAGAAAUUCCAACCACCACCUAAUGCCCGCCCGAGUUUUGGCAUUGAAAUAAAUGUGGUGGUUCAAGCAAGAGACUAAAGUGGACAAAUUAAUCAACCCAAAAACAUUCUGCCGGUUUAACAACCUUCAAUGCGAAGGAUAAAGACCCAAUUAAAGAGAGAAGCUCGCGUUUGGUGUACUUUUUCUUGUUGUGCCAGCUUAGCAGAUUAUCCUGCAACUCUGUAUACUUCUCUGUGGGUAGCCGAAUGAUUUGUUGAGAUAUAUCGAUCUCAAUUCCUAGAUAUGUAAGUGACUGUGCAGGCCCCACUGUUUUGUCUUCGGCUAAAGGCACUCCUAACUCAGAACAAAGAGACUGGAUAGCAUAGAGAUGUGUCUCAACCUCUUCUCUUGAUUUCCCACAGACAAAAAAACAUCAAGAUAGUGUAGGACAAAAGGAAUCCCUAAGACCACGAUAAAAAAUCCAACAUAAGACGUCUGCGACUGUGUUGAACAUGAUGGGAGAUGAACGGCUACCAAAAGGAAGACGUGGAUCAAUAAAAUAAUAUCUCUGCCAACAGUAACCUAUUAAACCCCAUUGUCCUGUCUAACAGGACAAAGCCUAAACGCAUGCCUUAUGUCCACUUUAGCCAGAAAGAUGGAGUUGAGGCCUGUGGACUUGUCUGUGCCACUGCACCACGUAGAGAGCAUGAGGAUGAUAGAUGUCCAUAUUUCCUACAGCGAUAGCAGAGCGCUUGAAGUGGAGUGUUCCGCAAGUAGCAGUUGUAUAAAUCGUCAUCGACCCGAUUCCAAGAAAGGGUAGAAUUAAAGGCCAUUUGUUACCUAAACAUCCGAUCGUAUGUGGACCAGCCGAAAAAUGUAUACUGGGCAGCAAAUUUGCACAUGAAUGCCUGAUAUUGUAAAAGUGCGGAUACCCGGUGAGGAAAAAAGGAACCAAAGGUCUGAAUAAAAUUAUUCCAGGCAAACAUCCAUGAGGAAAAAUCACUAACCUUAGGACAAUGGUUUUGUUGUGGCACCAAGGUGACAGAGCAAGUAGACCCACCAGAGACCUCCAGGGUAAGUUCAUCAGCAGAUGGGACCGUGGAAGGAAGCAAUUGGUCAAAAUUGACAUUGGCAAAGCUGGCAAGGACGCCGCGCAUGCUGGAGUUGCCUGUGAAAGACUUGGUCGAAACGCGCGAGAAAUACAUCCAGUUCUAUCUACGUUGUCUAUAGAAAUAUGUUCGUUAUAAAAAUUAGCUGUGGUAUUAAAGUUAGUAUUAAAAUCACCUGAUUUCAAAGCUGCAGGGCGAGUCGUACUAAGUUCUUGAGGCACAGAAACAACUCCGACCGUGUUCUCGAAAUAACGUGCCACUUCUGAUCGUAUUAUCGCACUAACAUCAAUUGUGGUUGGUUGUUGUGUCGUUAUUAUCACAAGUCCAGAUACGCUAUUCUCCAGGCGACUUGGUUCAGAAGUUUUUAUGGUUACUGUUGCUGUUGCCACAGUUGGUUGAACAGUUGUUUGGCACACCGCAGCAGUAAAGGAUAUUACUGGCGGUUGUCGGAGGAGUGGAGAAGCUUGUGACGAGGAGAAAGGUGGAGGAUGUCAGGCUCGGUAUCGGGGAGACCCAAACCAAAUGCGUGUGUUUCCAACCUUACCCUUAAGACGUAUCUCAUGGAAGCGUCUGCGUCUUUCGUAUAAAUAAGGUUUGUACACUUAAACGAUUUAUUUAAUAUAAAAGUCAAUCCAUACUGCAAAUGAACUUUUGUAGGGGAGGUUGCAGAAUUUGAUUUCAGACAAUAUGGAAUGUGACAUUUUUCAUUUCUGGAUAGACACUUUGUAUAUGCAGAUUGAAAAUCAAAUGUGCAUAUUGAAAAACAAUUCUGUUACAUAUAUGAUAGGUAUAUAUUAUACAAAUUGUUCCAAAAGAUUGUGUUCUUUAUGAUGGAAUUUCCAUUGAAACAGAGACUUUCGUGUUGUUACAGGUUUCAACAGUAUAUGUCCAGCACAAACAAGCAUUACAAGCUUACCUAUAUAUACAGUUACAAAAGUGUUAAGAAAUCUAUGGUAAAUAAUUUAAUAGUUAGGAAUAAGGUUAGAAAAAAGGGUUUACAAAUAUGCUAUAUCACAAAGAGGCGAAUAGGAAACAUAACAAUGCUACAUUACGAAUAGAAUGAGAUAUUAAGCGAAUCUACACCUUAUCACACAAAAAACUGUCGAAAAAAAAGGUGACGAAAAGUUUGCCUGGCGAAUAAUCUUGCCCGUCGAAAUAUUAGAAUGCUCACUUAAAAGGUACAGCGUAGUUAAUAUCUUUUACUAUCUACAUAAGAAAGUGGAGGAAAAAAACGUAAACAGAAAAGUUCAAAAUAAAAAAGUGACGAAACUUUCUUUAGUUGACUAAUGUCCAGCGAUAAAUGUUGUUAGCUAAAUGAACAUUUUCUGUGACAUAUUUUUGUCCGAUAAUGUAUACAACAAUACGCUGUAUACAUAUUUUAAAUGCAUGUCUACAGACAAGGAACUAUUUAUUGGCAAAGCAAUGAAAAAACUGGCAAGAAAAAGCAAGUAUAUUGAAAAUAAAAGUUUAUUAUUAGCGCAGACAGCUGGUUAUUUGUGUUGAAAUGGGUAUAAAAUAUGUAUACAGACAAGAUGCAAUAAUCCAAAGUUUUUCACGUGAUUAUGGAAUCUAAAAACCGCAGCCAAAUAAUUUAUCAACACAUGUCUACCACACAUAGCUACUAAACAUGCGUAUAUAUCUAUAUCAUUACUUUGCUUUAAGAGAGUGAAAAUUUCAUGAUUCCAGGUUCGUUGCUUAUUGUCCAUAGGAAACCAAACUUCCGAACAUAAUGUAAAUAUAAGUACAGCUCAGUAUUACUGGAUGCCAUAGGCUGCGCAGGGUCGAUCUUAUUAAUUUCCGCGUUCAACUUUGUUGUUUUUACAAAAUAAAAUUACGAGGUUCAAGACUUUAAAAAGUUCCGCCGAAUUUAUUCUCGCAGUUUGCAAAAAAUACCUGAUAUUUCGCGGAUUUUAAUUUAGCGAAUUUUUAAAGAAACAUAGAGAGAUAGAGGUAGUGAGACGAUGUAGAACGUAUAACAAGGGUUGAUAUGCCAAGGCUAAAACAUUUUCCCUAUGCCCCGGAAAACAUUGCCAUGAAAUGAUAAUGUUUCAUUUUAACUUUUAGUUAAUAAAAAUACAGAUUAUAAAUAAUAACAGAAUGUCCACAGAAUGUUUUAUGUAGACAGAAAGUUUUCUGGUCAACGCACUUUUCUUGUUUACUUGCUUGUGUGCCAGACGAAACAAGUUGAUGCUAUUUGAUUUACAAUAGUUUGGUUGUUAUGGUUUCUCGGGAAAAAAUACUGUAUUUUUAAUGAACUAGUUAACUAGAUAAGGUAUAACGACUCUUUAUGGUUUGUUGCUGCUCGUCAUUCAAAUUCAAAACCUCCUUUACUCUAUACGUAUGCGUAUACGUACAUUUUUGAAAAAUGCAGUAUGUGUAUCACACCAUCGGUGAUUAAAUCUAAAGACACGAAGGUAGUGUGCCAAUUUUAACAAAGCAUUCUCUUUCCAAAGCUUUUAUACUAAAAGUUUACUACGUCCAUAUAUUUUCGCGGGCAGAAGCUUUCGCAGGCAGAAACUUUCGCGUAUCAAAAAACCCGCCAAAAUUUAUGCUAAACUUUUGCGUUUCGCGGUGUUUGGAAUAAAUUUUAGGGAAAAAAAUUUGCAAAUCGAAGAAAAAGGUUUUUUUCUAGUAAAAAAACUUUCGUGGAUGAGCAAAAAUUAGGAUUAUAAGGUAAAAAAAAAUAGAACUAACUUUUCCCACUCAGUUUCCUCAUCGGUUCCUCCAUCCAAGACAGAGCCUUUGGCAACCUUUUUAACUUUACCCCUAGUCGUAAACACUCCACCUUUUCCAGCGCAAAAUAAAAAAAAAAGAAGAAAGCUCAGGGAAAUAUUUAGCGUGGUAAAGGGAAAGAAAAAGAAAGUUAUAGUAAUAGAUUGAUAGACUAAAAAAAGGAAAGAUUGUAUACAUAUUAAUAAUAUCCAUCCAUGUGUCAUUGAUUUUUUGAUAACAACGAAUUUCAUGAAGGGGCCUUAAAAAAGAUUUUUCGCGUGAAAAAAACUUUUGCGUUUUGCUGUUUUUAAAUUUCCAAAGGCAAAAACUUUCGCGAAAAAGGGUAAACACGCGAAAAUCUCUACCCGCGAAAGUUUCUGCCUGAAGUAUUCCCUCAGCUGUGAACAAGACGUAUCGUUUGAAACUGUCCAAGGGUAACUGUUCAAUGUUAACUACGGUGUCCCCUUAUGGUAAACAUGAUAUUUUUAUCUUUGGAUUGGAUCUUAUUAGCAGUUAAAGUUGCACAUUGCAAGAGCUAAAAACAGGUCAGUUAGCUUUAAUUUCAUUAUGGAUCAAUAUCACUACGUAAACAGAAAACGAUAUAAGAAGGGCCUGCGCGUCGGAUUAAACCUUUGUUUCUUAGGUCACACAACAUAAUUUCGCUACAUACGAUGCUCUGAAUUCUCUACCGUGCUUCAUAUUUUAUCUGUUUACGGAGUGUGGUUUCUAUACGUAGUAAUACUCCGUAUAGCUGCUAUACGGAGUUUGGUUUAGCUAACGGAGUCUGCCAACGAAUGUUCUUAAAGUGAAAUAUUGCAAUAUAUGACUGUUUAAAACUAUUCCCGAAAAAAAUAAAAAAUAAUCACCAUAAAGAACAAGUUAAAAAGACAAGCCAUGAUUUUCCUAAUUUUUUAUCCAUCGUAAACGUACGAAGUAGUAGCUAUACGGAGUGUGACAGGCUUCAUAUACGAAGUAUGCUAUACGGAGUGUGACAGACUUAGAAUACGGAGUGUGACAUGCUUAGUAUACGGAGUAGUAUGACAUGCUUAGUAUACGGAGUGUGACAUGAUUAAUAUACGAGUAGUGUGACAUGCUUAGUAUACUGGGUAUGACAUGCUUAGUAAACAUAAAAACGUGUAAAAAUAGGUGAAGGUCUACCUUCUACCACCACCAAGUAAUAUCAAAAAACUAAAGUUUAGGAAUUGGAAUGCAACAUUCCAGGGCCUUUAUUCUUGCAGCAGACCCAAGAAUAAACGCCGCGAAAUCAAAUCUUAGAGUGUAAUUUCGUAUCUUGGAGAUUUUACGUAGAAUAUUAGAAACAUUCUCAAAAAGUGUGUUACUUUUAUCUUCCCAGUCUUUAUAGAACCAUACACGAUAUCCCCCCGGUCUUCCGUGGGUUUCGGGCGUUACAGGGUUCAGGGAAAAAACGAAAGUGAAAGAAGCCCACGUUGCCGCCACUUUUUCCUGGUGUCAAAAGUGCCCGCGGUUUGAGAAAAGACAAAAGAUAGCCAAGCAUCAUUCAACCAAGGUUAUGGAGAUAAAGCAUUUUCCAAAAUUACAGUAGCUUGCUGUUAUGGAUAUUUUUAUACAAAUGGAGUGAGUUAAACUUCAGAUUCAACUGAGUUUUCAGAGCAGCCCAUAAAAAACUGCUAAAACACCUUAACUAAUAGAAUGAACUUGUUAAUACCAAAUGAGGGGAAUAUGCUGAACAUCGCAAUACUGUUUUUAAGCUGUUACAUAAAUUAUGUGUCCAGUUUAUCUCUCACCUCUCCUGCUAUAAUAGAAGAAGUUGUUAAUAGAUCUGUUACCAUUACAUACGUUACUGAUGCUGCUGAUAAUGUUAUUUUUAUUUUUGAAAUUUAUUAUAAUGACUCCCUGAUUGCUAGUGGUACUAAGUCAGUGUUAGCGGAAACUUCUUCCAAACCAUUUGGUAAUCGACUGCGUGCAUCUUUAUCGUUACAAAAUCAAAAGAAUUACAGUCUGCAUAUAGAUAAUCUAAAAUAUAACGAUACUGGAUUAUUCUUUGCAAAAAUCAAUUUUUUUGACUUAAAACUUAAAAUGAAUAGCACUACAAAGUUGAUUAUUUAUGGUGGUCCAAGUAUAAUAUCAAACUUAUCAUCAACCUAUACUGUAGAGGAAAAUACAACAAAUUACAAGGUACCUAUCAUUUUACAAGGACAUCCAAAACCACAAGUUACUUGGGAAUUUGCUGGAAACAAGAAUGUAAGGGUAGAAACAAUUGAUGAAAAAAAGAGAAAAUACAAAUACAUUCUUACUAUACCAAUGAUUACGAGAGAAAUGAAUGGAAAAGUUCUCAGUUAUAAAGCAGUUGGUUAUAAUGAUAACGAAGUUGUUGGAAGUACAAAGCUAAAUGUUACGUAUUCUCCAACAUUCUGUGACACUGCUGUGAUAGAAGUAAUUGAAUUCGCAGAAGUUGCCUCUGCUGUGUUUACUACACAUGUAUGUGGUAAUCCUAUGCCCACUGUCUCUAUGGAUUUUGGUGGUCAAUCUGUUGCUACCGUCCUACUUGCAGAAAAAGAGAAAUACAAAUACACUGUAAAUUUAACACCGUACCUUAUACCAAAUAGAUGUGGAAAAAAACUUAUUGUUACUGCUAAAAACAAUAAAGGUGAAAGAAUCAGUAGAAUUGUGCUAAAAUACAAAUUGACUCCUGAACGUGUGAAAAAUGUUAAUUCGAUAGAAAAGGAUGGAUGCAUAUAUACUAAAUGGGAGAAAGUCAAUACUGGUGAAUGUGCUGUAUUGUACAGAAUAGAUUAUUUUGAUAGUAAAGGCUUGGUUUUGUUUUCACAAAAUAUGUCAGAGGGUAUAUAUACUGCAUCAAUGUGUGACGAAAUUAUCAUUUCAAAGGUAAACAAUUUGCGAAUUAUAGCAAUAUCUCACAGUAUAUUUAAAGUGCAAGGUAAUGGAACGAUUGUCAAAAUUGAUAAACCAACAGAUAAUGACAGUGCAGACAUAGAAAUAAUAAUUGGUAUUAUUGCAGCUGUUUUAAUAUCAAUAUUAUUAGUUGUGCUUGUUUUGAUUAAAAGGAAGCAUUGUGGUUGUAGAAAGCAGGAGACCUUUUCAGGGGAAAACUCUGGCCAAGCAGAUCCUAAUGACACAUAUUACAACGUAGCAAACUUAAAUGCAGAAUAUUCAGAACUGAACAUUAUAAAUGUUCAACAUGAUUUAUACACAGGUCUAACAAAGACACCUGAAGAAAGUCAUUAUGAAGAUUUGAAGAAGAAAGAUAUCACAGAAAAUAUAUAUACUGAUCUUAAUAAUGAUACGUAAAUGGGUACAAAGUUUUUAAAUGUUCGUCAAGAUCGUAGAACUUAAGCAGUUAACCCAGACAAAGUAUACUUCAAGUUCAUUAUAGACAUUUUAAAAAAUUAAUGUAGCCUUUAUUUACCCUCAUUGUCGAUUAGACAGUACUUUUUUAAUAUAAACCUAACAGUAGUUUCUCUUGGAAUCAAGAGUUUUGAGCUCUCUUGAGUGAAUAGUUUAUUAUUUUGAAUGGCAUUAAAUAUAUACUUCUUUAUCACUGUCUUUUAAUUGUUAACAGCUUAGAAGUGUUAAUCCUGAAACAUUUUUUUUUCAAAUUUUGAUGAAGGUAUAUGAUAUUUUCUGUUUCUGUGACACACAUUUUGAGCUAUUGUUUUAAUACAUUAAAUUUGCCGUUAAUAUUAUUGGUGUUUGAUUUUUUUUGUUAAAGUGAAACACAUAGAGCAUUAAUUCUUGCAAAGCAAAACCUGUGUCUUAAUAUUUGCGCCAUUUUGUACACUUUUAAACAUGAUCAAGUUUUUGCAAAUCACUACAAAUGCUUUUAACAAAACUCUCUAUUUUUGUGUUUGAAAAAAUAGUAACUUUAGUUCAUAUUAAUGGUUUUAGUGCAUAUUUCAAGGUUGGUAAAGUUAACGCUUCUUCAAAAAAUCUCAUGUUUUUGUUAUAUUUUCAAAGAAAACGCCUAGCUGAAAAGGGAGAGCAGUAGGGUAUCUGUUUUAUUUUUUUCACCUUCUGAUGGGAUUUUUGUAUAUUUAGUGAACAUGUAACCUGUUAAAGGGAUUUUUUAUAAAAAUAAUGAAACCUGGCUUUUAUGACCACA